UGUACAUGGCGUCACUGAAAAGUGUAGGAGUCGAGAAACUUCAUCCAUGUAAAUAACGUCAAGAAGAAAGCUGUGUGUCAAGCUGUAGGUAGCAACACGCAGUAUAUAGCUUUAUAAAUUAACCACCUUAAUUUUUAAAUAUGCCCCGGAAAAAGCCAUUUAGCAACAAACAGAAGAAGAAACAGCUACAAGUCAAACGGGAGAGAAAGAGAGGUGAUACAGGCUCAGGGCCAAGCAGCCGCAAUGCGAGUGUUGAGCGAGGAGGAGAGCGACAGUCGGACACCUCAGACAGUGAGACCACUGACGUUAGGAGAAUAAAUCAACAGCCCUUCAGCAGAGAAGGUAGAUAUGACCCCAACAGGUUCCGACUGCACUUUGAGAAAGAGAGUAAGGAGGAAGUGGAAAAGAGGAAGAAGUUGGCCAGAGAGAAGGUGCUGCAGGCAGUCUCAGACAAAGAACUCGAGAUCAACAUCAAUGACAUCUACCCCUCAGAGAAAGGUCUUGGUUUCCCACGACGGCCGUCCUGGAGUUAUGAGAUGACACGAGAGAACCUGCUGAGGAAAGAGGAGAAGUCGUACAGAGACUACCUGGACGACCUGCACUGCAGAAACCCAGCUGGCUCUCUCAGCCACUUUGAGCACAAUCUGGAAACAUGGAGGCAACUGUGGAGAGUGUUGGAGAUGUCAGAUGUCAUCCUGCUCAUCGUGGACAUCAGGCACCCGGUCCUGCAGUUCCCUCCAGCCCUGUACCACUACAUCACAGGAGAUCUCCAGAAGCAGGUGGUCCUCGUGUUGAACAAAGCCGACCUGUGUCCUCCCCCACUGGUGAUCGCCUGGAAACACUACAUGACCUCCCAGUUCCCCCACCUGCAAAUAGUCUGCUUCACCUCCCACCCUGGACAGCCCUACAGCACAGUGCUCCAAAAGAAGAGGAUGAGGAAGAAGGCUGACUGGAGUCACGCUGGAGGUCCUUUAGAUAUCCUGAAGGCCUGUCAGGAGAUCACAGCUGGGCGAGUUGAUCUAUCGAGCUGGGAGCAGAAGAUUCAGAGAGAUGCUGUCGGUGAGCCACAGGAUGGGGAGCGACAAGAUGAGGGCGCAGAGUCAGUGCUGAUGGAGCAUCAAAGUGACAGCGCGAUGGAGAUGAGCUGCCCGACCCAGGAGCUGUACAAAGAUGGGGUUCUCACACUGGGCUGCAUUGGCUUUCCAAAUGUUGGUAAAUCAUCUGUGAUAAACAGCCUGGUGGGGAGGAAGGUGGUGAGCGUGUCUCGAACCCCAGGCCACACCAAAUACUUCCAGACCUACUACCUCACCCCGACAGUCAAACUGUGUGACUGCCCCGGACUUGUUUUCCCCUCCCGCGUCAAUAAACAGCUGCAGAUACUGGCGGGCAUCUACCCAGUGUCUCAGCUGCAGGAGCCCUACAGCUCAGUUGGUUAUCUGUGCGAAAGGACCCCUUUUCUCUCUGUGCUGAAGCUCAAACAUCCAACUUUGCUAGAGAAAAAACCUCAUGAAAACCAAGAGUCUGAAGAGCUCAGCUGGACUGCCUGGGACGUGUGUGAGGCAUGGGCAGAGAGAAGAGGUUAUAAAACAGCAAAAGCAGCUCGCAACGAUGUUUACCGUGCAGCUAACAGUCUCCUUCGGUUGGCGAUUGAUGGCAGAUUGUGCCUCUGCCUCAGACCACCUGGCUACAGCUGCCUGAGAGAGCACUGGGAAAACCACCCAGACCUGCCAGAGAUUAUGGCCCUGCAAGGGAGGACGACAGAGGAGGAAGGAACAGGAGAGAGGGACGAUGAUGAUGAUGGAGAGUCCAGCACCGAGCCAGAGGAAGAGAGAGAUCGGGAUGCAGAUGAUGAUGAGGAUGGAGAUGAUGAAGAUGAGGGGUUUGGACAUCGAAGGCAGACGGAAGAUAAGCCAUCUGGCUUCACUGUCAACAUGUACAAUGUCCUUCGUGAAAAUGAGUGCGAGUAACAACAAGACGAGCAGGAAGUUGCUCUUCCUUGACUUCUCCCUUUUUACCCCAAUUCACUUUUCAUUCCUUUUUCCCCCUAAAUCUGCAUUCCUUCUCAUUUCAUUCUUGCCUCUCCACUCUCCAUGUCAUUAUCAUCUCCAUACAUUAACAUGAUCUAUUAUAAUUAAUUCACCCCGUUUCCUUCUCCCUAUAAUAUACAGAGCGUAUUUAUGUAUUCCAUGCUGUGCCUCUGCUCUGCUUGUUCUUCCAUGAAGCUUGUUCUUUAGUGUUGCUUUUAGGAAUGGAUUUGGUUUGAUUUAAUCUUUCCUUUUUUUGCAUGUAGUUCUCAGAAACAAAUGAACAAUAUAACUUCCCACAGCCUGGAAUAAUCAACCAACUGGUUUUCAAUCUCUGUAUCAAUAAGUGACUUCUCAGCUGAGAUGCCAAAGUUCAGGAAAGGAUGAUAAAACAAAUCAGAUGCACUGUGAAUAUGAUGUCAUUCACUGGAGCAGCCGUGUGGCUCUGAGAGCAGCUGGAGAUUUAAGACCACGACUUUAAAUCUUCUUUAUAGACAAUAGUUUGUCAUAACUUUGGUUUAAGGGUUUGGGGAUGGGAGAUAUUAGACAAUAAGAGCAGAAUGAAUAAAACCAAUAUUUUACACACACAGUUUAACAGUUACCAGUGUUUCAGCUCAGUUAGAGGUUCAUUCAUCUGAACUUGGUUUUGAUUUAGAUGAUGCUGUUUGUGGGAGUGAUGUUUUAUUUGGUGUGCUUCUACACGGUCCACAGGAAAUUUAAAAAAUAUAUAUUUUGGGAUGGGGGAGGGAAGGGUUGUUGAAUCCUGUAUUGCUGGACGAGGCUGUUUCAGGAAUUUACCUUGUAGUGUUUUAACUACUACAAAACUGUCCUUAGAUGCUGAUAGAGAUCUACAGUAUUUUGUGCAGGAUUUUGGCUACACUUAUUCAGCACGUUUGUAAGCGAAUGAAAGUACAGUGGGUCUGAUACAACAAACUGCUGAACAAUCAGUUACAGGAAUUGUUUGACAUUUUGGGAAAUUCAUGUUUUUUCCUGAGAGAUAGAUGAGAAGGUAGAUGCCUGUAAUUAUGUAGUGGGAGACAGGAGACGUAAGAUUAGCAAAAAGAAUACAUCACCCGCAAAAUGACUCUUUGUAUAUCAAUUACUUACUCCAUGUUACCUUAAAUUCAUAAAAAAAACCUUUGUUUUCUCGCCUGCCUCCUUGUUGAACAGAGAAUCCAAAAAAGGCAAACAUUCUUUAUGAAUUGAAGUAAAAUGGGACCACGUUUAACAGUGAAACUUUAUCAAAACAUCCAUUUAUAAACUCUCACACCACUCAAGCAGUAUAUUCCAAAUUGUAUGCUCAAUACUUCUCAAACACAUGCAUUUGCACUAAAAACCUUACAAUAUAAAACACUUACGCCUACGACCAACAUGCAGAGUAGUGUGCUGUGUAAGUGUGUGUGUAUGAGCUCUGAGGGGAGUUCAAACCCUAUUCAGCUAUGCAUGAGGCUGUUUGUACUGAUGUGUUUUAAAUUGCAGUGUUUUAGCGAUGUGUAUUUAAAGUACUGAGCAUACAGCUGGAUAAAUUAGACUUGGAUUAUACUGCAUGAGUUGUGUAAGAGUUUGUAAACAUGUUUUGAUAUAGAUUUGUUGUUUAAUGUGAUCCCUGAUAACUUCAAUCCAUGAAAAAUGUUUGCUUUUUCCUGGAUUCUUGUUCACCGUGGAGGCAUGUAAAGAUUUUUGUCACAAAUUUCAAGGUAAGAAGUGGUAAGUAAUUAUGAUACAAAUGGUCAUUUUGUGAGUGAAGUGAUGCGUUAUUGCGAAGACUGGAACUGGAGGAAAAAGCAAGUCUGUCUCUGUCCAAAGGCAACAAAAACACUUACCAGGGCCUCUAAAUCUCACUAAUUGCCACAUUAUUAUCUUGUUUUGCUUGACCCAAACAAAACCAAAGUGUAACUGACUUUGUGGCUUUGUACUACAGUAAGUUACAGUGUCUGGCCAAAAAAGUAGUCCAGCACAGAACUUGUGAUUUUACAAUUUUUAUUUUUGAUAGGAUUAAACAAACAAGAUAUAAUGUGUAACCUGUUAGUUUUAAAGGUACAUAUAUUGAGAGAUCUUCUCACCUAACUCUGCAUGAAAGUGAAAUGGUGCAUUUACCAGAAUGUUGAACUAUUGCUUUAACCACACAGAAAGAGAGACUGGCUAUCUUAGUUACCAUCUGUUCAUCAUUAUAAAUACCAUUACACACUCCAUCUGUGUUGUUUUAUGAAUUAUAACUUUGACACACUGCUCAAUUACAAGAUCAGCUCUUGUAAUGCCGUUUAGACACCUGCUGCAGAUGGUUUUCAGUGUUCAUCAACGCCAUGUGUCAUUUUUAGAAAAACUGGCAGUUUUGCUGUUUGACUGCAGGUCUUGCUUUCUCUCUCUUCCUGUGUGAUGGCCCCGCUACAAUCCUGAUUGCUGUAUUAUCGUGUGCUGUACCUCGUUCAUGUGUCCACUGAGGGAACUCUACAGCACAGUGCUGUGUUACUGUGUAAUACAUCACACUGCAGCCACAUGCAGUCAUUUCUACCAUUGGUACAGUGUAAAGCAGUUACUCAACACUACCAUGCUGUUAGAAACACAACUGCCUUUUAGUUGUGUUGAUGUGAAUUAUUAUUAUUAUUAUUAUUAUUAUUAUUUUUGGAAAAAUUAAAACUGACAUUGUCCGGAGAGUGUGGUGUGAAGGCUUGAGGUGGGUUCAGGCUAUUUGCUGCAUUCCUCAUUUCAUUCCUAGUACCCCUAAUGGUGACUGGACUGCUUUCUGCAAUAAAAGAAAAUAAUCCUCUAAACCA
Plectropomus leopardus (leopard coralgrouper) is the source of this 4798-nucleotide messenger RNA. RefSeq names its product G protein nucleolar 1 (gene gnl1). Gene Ontology annotation, molecular function: GTP binding; GTPase activity. The record is from RefSeq and is a predicted model, not a curated record. Lineage: Eukaryota; Metazoa; Chordata; Actinopteri; Perciformes; Serranidae.